Bombyx mandarina (wild silkworm) is the source of this 2485-nucleotide messenger RNA. RefSeq lists its product as uncharacterized. NCBI's taxonomy places the organism in Eukaryota, Metazoa, Arthropoda, Insecta, Lepidoptera, Bombycidae. The record is from RefSeq and is a predicted model, not a curated record.
CCUAAAACACAUAAUAUUAUGUAUUAAUAAUUAAGAAAAUAUUACUUCAUUUCAUUUUUUAUGUGUAUUUAAAGAUUGUUUACAGUAUAUGACAACAUUAGUAUACUGGGUGUUAUUGCUUUAAUGAAGAUGUCGAAUAAAAUUGUUUUUUGUGUAUGUUUUAAGUCUGUGUGGUGUAAUUGAUUGUAUACCUACUGAUAAUUUGUUUUACUAUUAUACUAUCAUAAAAAAUUUUAAUCCAGACAAAAACUCUAGGGUUACUUUUAAAUUACAAUGACUGAAUUUAUUAAGGCGUCAUCAGAAUCAGCUGAUGGGCUUGAAGAUAUUCCUAGCGAUUUUUUUGAUGAUUUUAGCAAAGAAGAGUUCAUGGAAGGUCUCUCUGUGAUCGAUAGUUGGAACGAUGACUGCAACAAUAGAAAUGAAGAUGAGCCAAUUGAAAACGAAAAACGAAGUCAUGACAAAAUAGAACAAACUUACACUAAGAGAAAGGAGUCCACAUCCAUAGAUGAAUCAAAAAGGUCUACUAGUAAAGUUUCAGUGUCAAAGAUCAAUUCCAAGUCUCCGCUUGACAGCUACAUAAAGCCAGGUAGCCGUCGUGAUCCCGCCAAAACAAAUGCAGCCAUAUUACGAGAUAAAGAAGUCAAAGUCAAGAAACAUCUUGCUAAACACCUGGAGGCCAUUGCAGUAGCUGACCUAUGCCCUCCAGGGACUGAACUUGAUGAUCUUUAUCAAGACGAAAACAUUAUGGAGAAAAAAAAGUCUCCUGCUAUUGUAGAAGAAAAUCUACGACGAAAAUCAAACCCUAAAGAAAAGUAUCGCUUGGAGUCAGUAAAGCGGCGUAGUCCACGACAUCGGUGGUCACCCUAUAAAAGCCCCUAUAGAAGUCUCCAACAAUCAUAUUAUAGUAAUCGAAGCCCACACCGUGAUUUCCGUCAUUCUUGGCGAACUACUCCUCGUAGACACUACCGAAGGCCUAGUCCACAAAGACGUAGCCCUCAUCACCAACCACGAUGGUUACAUCGGUCUCGGUCCCCCAUUUGGCGCCAUUCUUACAGAUCACGUUCGAAAUCUAGAGAACGUAGUUUUAUCAACACUAAAAGAUUUUCUUCUAACUUUCCAUAUGAACCAUACCCUAGCUCUGGCUACGGUGUUCCACAACCAAAUAAUUUUGUUCCAAUACCAAAUGACUAUGGGCAAGCGAUGGCAUAUACAGAUUACAGUGGCUUUAGUGGUUAUACACCUGCACCUCUGGAACCAUCGGGACCGGUAUCUAUUCCUACCUCUGAACCCCUUCAAAUACUAACUCCACCAACUAGUCUUUCAACACAAAUAAAUGAAACGCAGACACCAUAUGAUGCUUUGGAAAAAUUAGUCGCAGAAGGAAAAAUCUCUAAAGAGGAUUACCUAAAACUUACGCCAAACAAAGGUGCAUCUGCUGUGAUUGAGACGAAGACUAAGCUUGAAGUUUUGAAUGAUUGCAAUCAGGCUGUCAACAAAUUGCUAAAAUUGCUAUUGCCAAAACACAUGAUAAUAUCUAGUAGUCGUUCACGAAAAUUGGAAUACUUAGAGCAAAGGUACUCUUCACCGUUGAAGAGACAACAACACGUGGAAUUCCUAUUUACAAAAAGCUUUGAUUCAAGAGAUAGUGCCCAACACAACAAGCGAGUUUUAGACAGUAUCAUCUCAACUUUGGACCUUGAGAAAUCAGUGUUGCGACCCUUAGAGAAGAAGAAGAGAAUUUCAAAUAUGAAAGAAGUGGCUGUACAAACAACGACAACUUAUUGUGACGUUUGUGCUAUUCGUGAAUCAACAAAAUAUCAGGAUACGGCAACUUCAAUGGAUCUCGAAGAAAAAAAGAUGUUCUGUUCCACUGUGCACACGCAGGUUGUGGAACAGGAUUUACUUAGUUCUAAGACAGUUUUUAACCCUAGUGGAAGUUCUGGUGGCAAUUCCAAUAUUUCCAUCGCACAUCUGACCCCAGCGCAGUUAGUGUCGCAGUUGGCUGCCCGAGCGAAGACAUUCAAGCAACACAAGCCUCCGCAGUCUCCUUACAACCAGCAGGCAGCGUGGCGGAACUCCCCGAGCUACGAUGAAAUGCAUCAACGUAAUAAGAAUAACAAUUACCAAUACCAUUAUUAGUCACAAAUGUUGUAGCUUAUAGGUAUUUAAGCAAUUUUAUUAAGUCCAUUUUACGCAACCUUGGUAUGGUCAUAUUAUUAUAUUUCAUGUUUUGUUUUGUGUCAAUUACCUAUGUACUUUAAUUUAAACUUUAGAAUAUAGUUAAUUCUAAUAUCUUAAUUGUGUAAUGAUUACGUACGUUUGAAAUGGAAUGAGCGUUAAAUAUAAAUUUACCGUGUAGAACAGUUUGGAGAAAACCUUUUUAUUAUUAAAUUACUAUUGCAUAGUAGAAUUGGAAUAAAAUUUACGGGAAAAGUGUCUUUUUUUUGUUUCCUUUUUUCCUAUUGGUAUUUUCUAUGGACAGACG